Messenger RNA from Solea solea (common sole), 2933 nucleotides. RefSeq names its product inward rectifier potassium channel 2-like. The coding region runs from base 510 to 1826 and encodes 438 amino acids. The record is from RefSeq and is a predicted model, not a curated record. Gene Ontology annotation, molecular function: inward rectifier potassium channel activity. Gene Ontology annotation, biological process: regulation of monoatomic ion transmembrane transport; potassium ion import across plasma membrane. Lineage: Eukaryota; Metazoa; Chordata; Actinopteri; Pleuronectiformes; Soleidae. The transcript has 2 exons. Gene Ontology annotation, cellular component: plasma membrane.
GGUGUCAGAGCCUCGAAUAGGCGCUGCAGCCUCUCAUUGGUCGUGGCUGCAGCAGGGGGCGGGGACAGGCACACGUGCUUUUAAAGUCGGUCUAUGACAAAUAUCUUGCUCAGUGCUGCUGGAGAUGGUUAUGGCAAAAUGUACAGCUCCCGACGGGAAAAUAAGAGGAAACAAUAAAGCAGCAGUGAAAAUAAAGGAACGAGGUGCACAAUGGGACUAAUUACAAGAAGGAAACUGCAGAUUUGCGCUGCAAGGACCAACAGCCCACUUCACUGAUGAGGUCCAAAUCAGCCAACAGAGAGCAGUGACCUGCCCUCACCAAAGUGCACGGCACUCCUGCAGAAACACAGGUUCCUCCCCAGUUCCCCCGCAGGAUCUCAUCCUGUUGUCCACAUUUUCUGCUCCAGUUUGUCCCCGGGAUCAUUUCAAAACUGUUUCUCCACCGCUUCUACCAAAAACUCAGACUGUUGUCCAAAGCAGAAUCGGCCCAGCCCUCCCAGGCAGAAGUAAUGGGGAGUGUGCGAAGCCACCGCUACAGCAUUGUGUCCUCUGAGGAAGACGGCAUGAAGCUGGCCACCAUCGCUGUCCCGAACGGCUACGGAAAUGGCAAGGUCAACAAGGUGCACACAGAGCAACAUCGUCAGAGCCGCUUCGUGAGGAAAGACGGCCACUGCAAUGUGCAGUUUAUCAAUAUGAGUGAAAAGGGCCAGCGGUACCUGGCAGAUAUCUUCACCACCUGUGUGGACAUUCGCUGGCGCUGGAUGCUGCUGGUAUUCUGCCUUUCUUUCCUGGUAUCGUGGUUGUUUUUUGGCUUCGUCUUCUGGUUGGUAGCCCUCUCUUACGGGGACUUAGAGAGUACGACUCAGAAGUGCGUCUCCAACGUGGACAGCUUCACCGCUGCGUUCUUGUUCUCAGUGGAGACCCAAACGACAAUCGGCUACGGUUAUCGCUAUGUGACAGAGGAGUGCCCCGUCGCUGUCUUCAUUGUCGUCUUCCAAAGCAUUUUGGGCUGCAUCAUUGAUGCUUUCAUCAUUGGUGCUGUCAUGGCCAAGAUGGCCAAGCCCAAAAAGAGGAAUGAGACCCUGGUGUUCAGCCACUUCGCCACAGUGGCCAUGAGGGACGGCAAACUGUGCCUGAUGUGGCGCGUGGGAAACCUGCGAAAGAGUCACUUGGUGGAGGCCCACGUCAGGGCUCAGCUCCUCAGGUCCCGUACCACUGCAGAGGGAGAGUUCAUCCCUCUGGAUCAGGUGGACAUCGACGUGGGCUUCGACAGUGGCAUUGACAGAAUAUUCCUGGUGUCUCCAAUCACGAUUGUGCAUGAGAUCGACGAGGACAGCCCCUUCCAUGAGAUGAGCAAACAGGAUUUGGAGACAUCAGAGUUUGAGAUAGUAGUGAUUCUGGAAGGCAUGGUGGAGGCCACGGCCAUGACCACCCAGUGUCGGAGCUCAUAUGUGGCAGGCGAGAUUUUGUGGGGCUACCGCUUCGAGCCGGUGCUCUUUGAAGAAAAGAACUACUACAGAGUGGACUACUCUCGCUUCGACAACACCUACGAGGUGCCCAGCACGCCCGCCUGCAGUGCCAGGGAACUCGCUGAGAAAAAGUCCGACACCUCCAGCUUGAGGAACUCCUUUUGCUACGAGAACGAGGUGGCUCUUGAAAAGGUCGAGAUGGAGGAAGAGUUUGAGGAAGACGUGAACAGGCCGAAGAGUGCCGAGGAGGUCGACGCACCCGAGUACACAAACACAGACGAGGUGUCAGACUCUGAAUGCAAUCUGGACACUGUACCGUUAGAAUCUAGACCUCUGACGGCGGAAUCAGAAAUAUGAAUGCAGGGAAAGGAGGUUCAAACAGUACCACAGGGCGUGUUGAGCUCUGAUUGCUGUCAGUAAAGCGCGAAGACUGAGAUUUGCGCUCCAAAUGCUCUAUGCACAAAGUCACGCUCAAGUCACAGAGGAAAUACAAUCAUUAUACCGUAUAUGGUCAAAGUGUUUGGUGUUAAAUUACCUUGUUACGCAAACCUACAAAUGGGUUAGAUACCGUCACUUAUUAAGCUAAAUCAUGAGGUAGGAUAGUAAUUGGAUUGACCACAUUAGUUAAUUUAUUCAAGUGCAUAUUUCCACUUUACACAUUUUGCAUUGAUCAUCCUGUACGGAAAAUGUGUGUGUGUGUGUGUGUGUGUGUUUAUAUCUUUGUGAGGACAUUUUGACCAGGCCUGACCAUUUUAAGGGCUUAAGACUCUGCUUUCAGAGUUAGAGUUAGGCCCUUAGUUGUUAUAGCUAAGGUAAGGGUAAGGGGGUUAGGGAAUGCAUUAUGUCUAUGAUGUGUCCUCACUAACAUAUAAAAACAAGUUUGUGUGUGAGUGAGUGAGUGUGGCCUGAAUGUCACGCACGGUUUAUCUCUAAAAUAAUCUUUCAUUUCAAUGACGAACAUAAUUCAAACUAGACAUUUAUUUAAUCCUGUUUCAAAGUGACUGACUGACGUAAACGUUCAACCACGUGGAUAAAUAAGGCUACCGUUUGUGAAUGAGCUGGUCUCGGAGCAAAGUGUAGGUCCGAUGUUAUUUCAGCGCGACGGUCUCGGUGUGAGAGCGAGAGCACAAAUACACAACACAUCUUCUGUCUUCUUUUUCUGAGUAUAGCGUCUUUUGCUGUCUCUUUGACUGAGCACACGCUGCAUUAGAUUCCACAAAGAGAAAAAGAGAGUUUACGGACACUUCUCACAAGUCUUCGUCGUGUUUUUUUUUAACGUGCAAUACAGUCGGUGGCAGAAUGUGACAGGAAGCUCUGGCCUGAGCCGAGGUGAUGAAUGUUUUUGAUAAGUGCUGCUAAGUUACAUAUUUGUAUGUUUAGAGAGAAAUCUAGGAGCCAAAAUGUAUUAUUUGUCUCUUAAAGUAUCCACUUUGAAGAUUGCAGAAGCAGCCUAUACUGUUAUUU